AUGGCAGACCAUGUCGGUCAGGGGUUGGGUUCCGCUAAAGGUUACUCUUCACCGCUAAGCUCACCACCUUCGUCUCCAACAUCUACUCCAGAGUCUUUGAAACAAAAUCUCCCAGAGAUUGAGAACAAUGUCACUUCCCCACCAGCCACAAACAAACGCAAGAGAGAGUCCACUAGCCCCAAAGCAACGGCCAAGAAGCCCAAGACGGUGUACUACGGCAACAAGCAAGAGGGCAAGCCCAUGCCUCACGGUCAACCCGUUGUCUGGUCCGACAAGAGACAAGGUCUUUGCGAGGCUCUGCCAUACUAUAGGGCCUAUCAGUCGGGAGCCUACACACAUGGUGGCAAGGUUUUGGGUUUUAUGUGCGACGGAGAAGUUGGUGACCGAGAUGUUUUCGAGGAUCAGAUUAUGAUUGCCCGAGUCGGUGGUGGCAAGACUAUCAACGAGGAGACAGGACAACGGGAACAGACAAAGUCACAGGACGACUGCGCGCUUGCCAUAUCUUUUAUCGAAAGCCAGAAUACACGUCAGCCAAUCGUUGUUAUUGCUGGCCAAGGCAAUACGGGCAGCCCCAGCAAGCUCCCUCACUACUAUAAUGUGCUUGAUCACUUCCACGUCACUGACGUAUGGUGCGAGAAGUACAACAGUGUUGUCCGCUGGAUGGUUCGACUUGAGAAGAUCGACCUUGCCCACAAAUCCUGGUGGUCAGCGGGAACUACUUCACAUUCGCAUCCGAACUUCGUCUCACCAAAGGCUCUGGGCCAGGUCUGUUCUAUUUGCAAGGUCCACAGCAAAAACAUUUACAAGCAAGGGUGGGUGUGCCUAAAUGCGGAUCCUGUGAAGGCAGUCGUUGGAAAGCACGAGAAGACGACUUGCCCGGCUUUCUUCGAUUUUGGUCGAGACGUCGAUGACAAGACCCUCAAGUUCACUGAAGAAUUCCUUCUGGAGCGGACACGAUUUCCAGGCCAUCUCACUGAGCCCUUGGUUCCUCAAAUGCCUAACGCUGCCGAUAAAGAUGUGAUAGGAGCACUCGCUUUCGAGGAAAGUUGUAGGAAGGGAAUCGUCUGCACUCAAUGUGGCUGCUGCAGCCGUCGCAUCCACUGGGAGAAGUGGGUCUGUGAAAACCCCCUUUGCGGCUUCACAAGUGCUCUGACUCCACGAGCUGUACCCGCCUCUCCGGCAAUCUCAGAGGAUGAGGAUCCGAAAGACCAUACAUUUGUGUCCAAGAGCAUCGCUUCCACAACCGUGGACUUAUGCUCGGGAAACUGGGCAGUGACGAAAUAUGACAUCCCUGGAGAAGAAGGCGAAAUCGUUGGCAAUGUUUUCCAUUUCAAAUCCAACACGACUAUUAAUGGUCAGCCAAACGGUCCGGAUGAUCUAUUCGCGGAGCUACAAGUCGCAAAACUUGGAUUGAAGAGAAAUCCCUCUAAGUGCCGAGGCGCGCGAAAUGAGGUCUUGACCGCUCACUGGGCACAUAAUUGGGGUGCUCCAUACAAGUACAGCGUCCGUCAAGAAUCUACUGAAUUUGAGAAGGCUCCAAGAGUCAUCAUCAAGGCUCUGAAGAGACUGACUUGGGCUGGAAAACAAGCUGUCUCAACUGGCUUUGAUAAGGAUGAUAAGGGCAAAGAGUUCCAACCGUUUAAUGAGAUGCUGUCCGUCGGAUACUUUGAGAAGGGUUAUAUGGGUUACCACGAUGAUGGCGAGGCCACGCUCGGCCCGACUGUUGCGUCAAUUUCCCUUGGUUGCAGCUCCACUAUGAAAUGGCGACCAAAGAAGAAGAAUAGCAUUGUGAGCGAAAGAGAGCGUAUCAAUCAGAAAGGCAUUAAGAAGGAUGUCCUCAGCAUCUUCUUAGAGCAUGGCGAUAUCAUGGUUAUGCAUGGCAGCCGGAUCCAACAAUUAUACGAGCACACGGUUAUUCCUCAUGGCAAGCUUCGGUUUGCGUUGACCUCUCGCUAUAUUAUCCCAGCUACGAUUUCGGAUCCAAUUGGACGACGUAUUGCAGAGACAGCUGCUAAUCUCCCAGAUUUCAGCUCGGAGUAUGAAUAUGAUGGCAGUAUGACUGCAGGCUCCAAGAUACAAGUUCUACCCCGAACAAAGGAGACACAUCAGCACAGCGAUGCAUGGCCAACAACUGGAACCGUUUCAUCAGAGGACCUCCAGGAGACCUAUUUCUCUGUGCUCGCGAGGAUGCAGACUGCCGGUUCUCCCACUCAAGUUGGCACAAUGCAGACUGCCCAGUCUUCCCCGCAAGCUGGCACAAUGCAGACUGCUCAUUCUUUCUCCCAAGUUGGCACAAUGCAGACAGCCAGUUAUUUUUCGCAAGAUGGUACCACGCAACCCGGCUAUGAGCAAUAUCAAUACUCCGGUAACACGCCGAGACUAUGUUAUUUGGCAGAAGCUUCUGCAACACCUCCCCCGGGCUGUGAGCACCACGGAUACCUCAUGAACCUACCCGUCACCUCUUCUUAUGAAUACACGGCCACUACCUACCCACCUCCCAGUAUGUACCCUACAUACAAUGGCCCCUACGCACCCGUGGUGGCUCCACCUGCCGGUCCAUUGCAACCUCAAUUCCAACAACCGCAAUACUACGGCUACAACUAUACACCGAUGAUGAUGGCACCUGCACAGAACUAUGCCUCAAUGUGGGAAGACGGACAGGAUGAGAGACAGGAGACUUUGGCAAGACAAUCUGGUCAAUGA
Hyaloscypha bicolor E is the source of this 2703-nucleotide messenger RNA. RefSeq lists its product as uncharacterized. The transcript is spliced from 8 exons. Bases 1 to 2703 code for a protein of 900 amino acids. NCBI's taxonomy places the organism in Eukaryota, Fungi, Ascomycota, Leotiomycetes, Helotiales, Hyaloscyphaceae. The record is from RefSeq and is a predicted model, not a curated record. Gene Ontology annotation, biological process: DNA repair.